Molecule: messenger RNA, 1911 nt
Organism: Hevea brasiliensis (rubber tree)
Lineage: Eukaryota; Viridiplantae; Streptophyta; Magnoliopsida; Malpighiales; Euphorbiaceae
Exons: 6
Coding region: 1-1911 (636 amino acids)
Molecular function (GO): zinc ion binding
Source: RefSeq, a predicted model, not a curated record
AUGCCAAGAAAAAAGCUAAUACUGAUAUGCCAGUCCGGUGGUGAAUUUGUUACAAGGGAUGAUGAGUGUUUAUCAUACACUGGCGGAGAGGCACAUGCUCUAGAUAUCAAUCAUGAAACUAUGUUUGAUGGAAUCAAGCUAAAAAUGGCCAAAAUUUGCAACUUAGAAUAUAAAUCAGUGUCUGUGAAGUACUUUCUCCUAGGAAAUAGGCAAGCUCUCUUUACUUUAGCGAAUGACAAAGACCUAAAAAGGAUGUAUGAUUUUCAUGGGGACUUAAUUACUGCAGAUGUUUUCGUUUUGGGUAGAGAAGGUUUUAAUCAUGAAGACUUGCCCAUGCAUGCAAGCAGACCAUAUGGGACAAAACUGGCUGAGACUGUGCUUGCUACCAUGGCAUCUCAAGAUGCAGCUGGUACACCUUCUGUUGCUCCUGCUGGUGAUGCAACUGCUUACAGCUCUGUUAUACUUGAUAUGAGUGCGACCCCUGCUGAUAAUGUUAAGAAGAGAAGGCGCACUGCAUCCUGGAAAGUUGGUGCCGGUGGCCUUGCCAUUGUUGCUGUUGCUGACAACAUUGAGGAGACAAGAAAAAUUGAGGUGGAACAGCAACUAAAGCUAUCAGAUGUUCCAUGGCAAGACAUUUCACAUUAUCCAUCUGGUGGCAUCAACUCUAAUGAUGUUUCUCUGGAGAAAAUGGUUGCCUCCUGGAAAGAUGGAAUUAUUGGUGUAGGCCAAGAAUUCAAAAAUGUAGUUGAAUUUCGUGAUGCGCUGCAGAAAUAUGCCAUUGCACAUCGUUUUGUGUACAGGUUAAAAAAGAAUGACACCAGUCGAGCAAGUGGUGUAUGUGUAGCUGAAGGUUGCUCUUGGUCAAUUCAUGCAUCUUGGGUGCCAUCUGCUGGAGUCUUUAGGAUAAAAAAGAUGAAUAAAGCACAUGCAUGUGGAGGGGAAUCAUGGAAGGCUGCUCAUCCAGCAAAAAGUUGGUUGCUGAACUAUACACAAGUGUGGCGAGGAAUUGAAGAAGCAAGGGAGCAACUUCAGGGUUCAUAUAAAAAGGCUUAUACCCAGUUGCCUUGGUUUUGUCAUAAGAUGGUGGAGGCAAAUCCUGGUAGUUUUGUGAAUCUUUCCAUUGACGGUGACAGCAAAUUUCAACGUCUUUUUGUAUCAUUUCAUGCCUCAAUACAUGCUACAGAAUUAGAUGGGGACAAUGGUGCUUUUCCAGUUGCAUUUGCUAUAGUCGAUAUUGAGAAUGAAAAUGAUUGGCAUUGGUUUUUGGAGCAGUUGAGAUUUGCAAUUUCUACUUUACAAUCUAUAACUUUUGUUUCUGAUAAAGAGAAGGGACUAAUGGAAUCUGUGCUUGAAAUAUUCGAGAAUGCUUACCAUGGUUACUCUAUAUACCUCCUGCUGGAUAACUUAAGGAGAAAUUUGAGAGGGCCAUUCAUUGGAGAUGGGAGAGCUGCUUUGCCUGCAAUUUUUUUGGCUGCUGCACAUACAAUUGAGCCAGAAUAUUGGACAAAUGCAUUAUUCAAGGGUAAGCCUUAUGAUCAAGUUACAGUAAAUAUUUCAGAAUCAUACACUAAUUGGAUUGAAGAAGUGCGGGAGCUGCCUAUGAUACUGAAGGUAGAAGUACUCAGAUGCAAAAUGAUGGAAUCGAUGCACAAACGUGAAAUGGAUUCAAAUGGGUGGACUACAAAGCUUACUCCAUCCAAGGAGAAAAAACUGCAAGAGGAAACUCUAAAGGCACGGCCUUUCAAACUAUUAUUUUCAUCUGAUACUCUAUUUGAGGUUCGCGAUGACUCUAUCAAUGUUGUGGAUAUUGUCAAAAGGGACUGUACUUGUCUGGAAUGGAAAAUGACUGGAUUACCUUGCAGCCAUGCCACUGCUGUCUUCAAUCGCAUUGGAAGGAGUGUAUAUGAUUGA